This is a messenger RNA of Gaeumannomyces tritici R3-111a-1, 267 nucleotides long. RefSeq lists its product as hypothetical. Bases 1 to 267 code for a protein of 88 amino acids. Lineage: Eukaryota; Fungi; Ascomycota; Sordariomycetes; Magnaporthales; Magnaporthaceae. The transcript has 2 exons. The record is from RefSeq and is a predicted model, not a curated record.
AUGACCUACGGGCGAUUGAAAACCCAGUCGGCGCAUCAUGUCAACGGUGCGGAAACACACGCCCAUUACUUACGUUCCAUUCCAAUCUAUGUGUUCAAGACCGGCGGUGUGCUCCUGUUAAAACUCUGGGUGUAUUUACUUCCCACAACUUUUCUGUUGCCUUUCACGGAGCCUAUUUUCAAAUCAGAAUUUUUACGACCCUAUCAACUUUCUGCCACUAUUCCCUUACAUAAUAAAUAUGAAGCAAUAAACAUUUUAACAUUGUAA